This is a messenger RNA of Agrilus planipennis (emerald ash borer), 1041 nucleotides long. Its product is annotated as transmembrane protein 179. The coding region runs from base 129 to 833 and encodes 234 amino acids. The transcript has 5 exons. The record is from RefSeq and is a predicted model, not a curated record. NCBI's taxonomy places the organism in Eukaryota, Metazoa, Arthropoda, Insecta, Coleoptera, Buprestidae.
UAUGGUUAAACUUAAAUUACGAUCUCAAAUGUCAUAAUACUAUUAUCGAGAUAUUUUUUGUUUUUGGUUUCUUAAAAAAAGUGGUUUUGUUAUUAAAUAUUAAAAAUUUAUGAUUCUUCUCGUAAAAAAUGGCUCUCAGCAAUAUAGUGUUGUUAAGUCAAGUUGCUGGUUAUGUUGUGGCUUUAAUUUUAUCUUUAUGUAUAGUUGUUCCUAUGAGCUUGCAUCAAGAUGAAUUUCGAGGCCACUGCCUUUUAUUUUCAACGGGAGUGUGGCAAGAAAGUGAUGGACAAUUUAAUGUUAGUUGGGCAUCACAAGCCUAUUGCAAUUAUUCAAUAUUUGUAGGUGUAGCUUUAUUUCUUGCAUCAGUUAUUCAGAUUUAUAGGUUAGGAUUAUUUUUAUAUCAAGGUACUGAUAGUAGUUUCUUAUCGGCCUUUAUAGAUGUAGUUUCAAGUAUGAUUCUUUGUGGUAUGACAAUUAUGGCUGCAUUAAUGAUCACAUUGGGAUUCAUGGUUUGGUGUCAAAAUAUGACACAAAGGUUUCCUUCAUGUGAAAUGGCUGCAGGACAAGUGAUAGACAAACAGGAUGGUAUUGAUACUCAAGGGUUCUAUGUGGAAUUAGGGACUGCCCAGUUCGGAGUAUGGGGUUCAUUUGCAACGUGGGUGGGUCUUACCGUAUUUGCUCUAUUAAAACUUUGUCGUUAUCAUCAAAUAGAGAAUAUUCGCGUGUCAAUGUAUAGGGAAAGGCAGAGAUUAAUAAAUGAGAAUGCCGAAUCUCCCGGUAGUUCAUUAGGUAGGGAAUCUACUAAUACACAGACAACUGUGACGGCAGAGUGAUUAUAUAUUUAUUUAUUAAAAUAUCCUUGCCUAUUGGUUUAUGCUGUCAUACAUAUAUCUUUGUUACUCCAUCAUACUCUCCAUCAGCUUUACAAAUAUUAAGUUAUGAAUUGAAUAUCUUGUGAUAAUAAGUAAUUGUAUUUAUUUUCUAUAAUUAUUUAUAUAUAUGUGCUGAAACUCAGUUUUCUAAAAAUAAGUUUAAUUACAA